Messenger RNA from Gasterosteus aculeatus aculeatus (three-spined stickleback), 4482 nucleotides. Lineage: Eukaryota; Metazoa; Chordata; Actinopteri; Perciformes; Gasterosteidae. The record is from RefSeq and is a predicted model, not a curated record.
UGACAGUGUUGCAGUAUCUGCUCAGAAUUAGUCACAGCGUCGGUUCCUCGGGGCAGCCCUCCAUUGGUCCACCCGUCUUGUUUGGGGGAAUCAACGGGAGGAGAUGCUGAUGGACGCCCCCAUGUCACCCGGAGUUUACACAUCUGGAAUCCUCCGAUGAGCCAACCCCACCUGCCACCUCUGCCUGUGCGGAAUGCGGAUCGGAGCGAUCUGAUCUGAGACAGGAGGGAAUCCUGGGAUCCUCCCGCCAGCUGGAUCCGCUCUGCUGAUUCUUGCAUUCAUGUGGGAUCAGGUUUACAACUGGGAAAUGUCAUGGGAACAGUUAUCCAAGUCGGAUAAACAUUUAAGGAAACUCGGGAGAAGGCUUUCCUCGGUGGCGACGUCCCGUUGGCUCGACCGGCCGAAGCAAGACGGCAUGAGGGGGGCGGACGUGCUUUUUCCCAGAAACUCGUAGUUUACACUAAAAUGGAGUGAGGACAUUCGUCCGGAUUUUUCUUCCCGUCCACGUUUUUUUUUUUGGCGUUUUUGGAAAAAUACGAGAACGAGAUCAGAACAGAGGUCGUCCACCUGCGACUGGACCCGCGGCGUGAGUCGGCUCCGAUGGGGGCCGGUGGCGACCCGGUCUGACCCCGGUUUGACCUUGCUGUGACCUCUGACCUCCUCCGGUCCUGGCUCUCCAUCUGCUCUGCUGCCUGGGUUCCGGAACGCUCCGCCCUGGGGCCCAGAACGAGCCAAUCAGGAUGAAGAAGAGCCGCAGCGUGCUGUCUGUGACUGCAGAAGAGGGUAAAGACACAGACAUGACAGGUGCUGGCGAGAAAGCGGAGUCAUCUCGCAUCAGCCGAUCUUACACGUCCGGAGCAACACUCGGGGAUGAGCUGCGCAGAGGGAGGAGCAGGAGACUCUCGUCUAGUCUCCAGGUGCCCUGCUGGCUCCGCCCACGAGACCGCACGCGCUCACCCGAGGUCCUGAGCAACGUGACGCGGCCGACGACCCUCCCCCUCCGCAUCCCGCCGCGCAUCUCCAUCACACAGGCAGACGCCGACGGAUACGAGGCGGAGAAUGGCGUGUCGCCGGGUCACACCCCUCUGGGUUCGCACAGUCCGGGCCUCGCCCUGCACACCCCCUUCGCCCCGGGUCAGAGGAGGGAGUCCUUCCUCUACCGCUCCGACUCGGACUACGACAUGUCGCCCAAGACGGUCUCAAGGAACUCGUCCCUCGCCAGCGAAGGGCACGUGGGAGAGGACUUCAUCGUCACACCUUUUGCUCAAGUGUUGGCCAGUCUGCGAUCAGUGAGGAGCAAUUUCACCAUUCUUGCCAACGUCUCCACACCACCGAUCAAGAGGUCUCCCCUGGCCGGGGUGUGUGUCAGUCCCCGGGCGGCGCUGUCGGACCAGCAGUACCAGCAGCUCGCCCUGGACACGCUGGAGGAGCUGGACUGGUGCUUGGACCAGCUGGAGACCAUCCAGACGCACCGCUCCGUCAGCGAGAUGGCCUCCACCAAGUUCAAGAGGAUGCUGAACAGAGAGCUGUCCCACCUGUCCGAGAUGAGUCGCUCCGGUAACCAGGUGUCCGAGUACAUCUCCAGCACCUUCAUGGACAAGCAGAACGACGUGGAGAUCCCGUCUCCCACCCUGAAGGAGAAGUCCAUGAGUCACAUCAGCGGGGUGAGGAAGCUGUCUCACAGCUCCAGCCUGUCCAGCUCCUCCAUGCCUCGCUUCGGCGUCAACACGGAGCACGAGGACGAGCUCGCCAAGGAGUUGGAGGAUCUGGACAAAUGGAGCUUCAACAUAUUCAGAGUAGCGGAAUUCUCCAACAACAGGCCUCUGAGCUGCAUCAUGUACACCAUCUUCCAGGAGCGAGAGCUGCUGAAGACGUUUCGUAUCCCGGUCGAGACCUUCGUCACCUACGUGAUGACCCUGGAGGACCAUUAUCAUGAAAACAUUCCGUACCACAACAGCCUCCACGCCGCUGAUGUCGCCCAGUCCACACACGUCCUCCUGUCCACACCGGCUCUUGAUGCGGUCUUCACCGACCUGGAGAUCCUCGCCGCUCUGUUCGCCGCGGCGAUCCACGACGUGGAUCACCCCGGCGUGUCCAAUCAGUUCCUCAUCAACACUAACUCCGAGUUGGCCCUCAUGUAUAACGACGAGUCCGUCCUGGAGAACCACCACCUCGCGGUGGGCUUCAAGCUCGUGCACCAGGAAAACUGCGACAUCUUCCAGAACCUCACCAAGCGGCAACGCCAGAGCCUCCGCAAGCUCGUCAUCGAUAUGGUGUUGGCCACAGACAUGUCCAAACACAUGACCCUCCUGGCCGAUCUGAAGACCAUGGUGGAGACCAAGAAGGUGACCAGCUCCGGCGUGCUGCUCCUGGACCACUACACGGAACGGAUACAGGUGCUGAGGAACAUGGUGCACUGCGCGGACCUGAGCAACCCCACCAAGACGCUGGCGAUAUACAGACAGUGGACGGAGAGGAUCAUGGAGGAGUUCUUCCGACAGGGCGACAAGGAGCGAGAGCGAGGGAUGGAGAUCAGCGCCAUGUGCGACAAACACACGGCGUCCGUGGAGAAGAGUCAGGUGGGUUUCAUCGACUACAUCGUCCACCCGCUGUGGGAGACGUGGGCCGACCUGGUGCACCCGGACGCCCAGGAGCUGCUGGACACGCUGGAGGAGAACAGGGAGUGGUACCUGAGCACCAUGCCCCAGUCGCCCUCUCCUCCCCCCGACAGACACCUGCAGCACGACCGCUUCCAGUUCGAACUCACCCUGGAGGACCUGGAGCACAACAACCACAACCACCUGCACCUGAGGAGCAACGGCGGGAGGAGCAGCAGCAGCCGCCAUGACGGGGGGGAGGAACGCACGCAGGGCGGGGUGGAAACCGAGGAGGAGGACGAGGAGAAUCAUAACGGCCGACAUAUCGGAGUCCGAGAGGAUGAGGAUGAGGAGGAGACCGGUGACAGAGAGGAAAAGCAAGAAGAAGAUAAGGAGAACGCAGAGGAGGCGGAAAAUGCAGAAGAGGAGGAGGAGACUGGUGGAGGAGAGGAGGAGGAAGAGGAGGAGGAAGAGACUGGUGGAGGAGAAGAGGAAGAGGAGGAAGAGGAGGAGAACGCAGAGGAGGAAGAGACUGUUGAAAAAGAGGAAGUAGGGGAAGAGAAACAUGGAGAGGAUCAAGUAGAAGAAGAAGAAGAAAAGACCGAUGAAGUGAUCGAUGCAGCGGAGGAAGAGGAGACUAACGAAGACGAGGAAGAGAGUGAGGAAGGAGAUCAACAGCCAGAAGGAGAAGUGGAAGACAAGGAUGCUGCAGAAAAUGAGGAGGCAAAGACUGUGGAAGAUGAAGGUGAGGAAGCUUUGGAAAAGGUAGAUGGGGAAUUAGAAGGCGAAGAGGGAAUCGAAAAUGGGGAGGCAGACGUGGAGGAAAAAGAAGAGGAAGAGGAAGAAGAAGAGGAAGAAGAAGAGGCGGCAGCAAAUCCUGAGGAGAACCUACAACCAGAAGAGGGUGAGACGGACGAGAUGGAGGAGGAAGCUGAGAAAGAGGUCGGAGAACCAGAACAAGAAGAGGAGGCUCCUGUUGAGGAAGAAGCUGGAGACGAGGAGGAAGAAGAUGAAGAGGCAUGUUAGUUUGGCGUAAAUGACCUACCUGACUCCCGUGAACAAAAAGCGAGAGGUUUUUGAAACGGGGCCCGAGAGCGCGACGCGCGCAUCGUGGCGCUCGUCCUCGCCUCUCGGCCCGAAGGCUCGACUGCAGACGCCUGAGACAAAGUCGACGGAGGGACAGCUAGGAGACGUCUUCCUGACCGGCCGGCGGCGAUAGAAAGACUUUUUGCGUCUUCGUCACCGAGUGUCUGUGCAUCCAUCACUGCCGCGGCGGAGGAAACGGAGGAUAAUAAUAAAAGCGCCAUCUCGCUUUCACUGUCUUGUUUGUUAAGAACACAACGACCAACAGCUGUUAUAAAAAAUAAUGAAAAUGUCAACUUCCUGUUUGUCAGAAAAGAGAAAAAAAAAAGUCUGGAAAAUGUCUGUCGUCUUAUAUUUACUACAAAAACGUUGAGAAGGACUUUUGGGCGCUGGUCUGGGAACAGUUUAACCUCCUCGUAAUAACGUUAACCGCCGGACCGCUGCGACAACAUUUGCAGCCGAACUCUAGAGGCCGAACCUGUCGUGUGUCUCGAUGUUUGUUCCCGGGAUUCAUCCCAAACCCCCGAACAGUUUCACCGCUACCAGACUGAGACUCCAAACUGACCCUGAACCAGCACUGAGCGACUCAGCCUUCUUCUAAACGGUGACCUUUGGGGUCACGGGUACAUGAUGCGUGUGACGGUCUUCCACAAAUCCUCCCCCCCCUUUUUUUUUCUUUUCUUUAGUUUUUGUAAAAAUGUAAUUUGGCACUUUAUCUAAAACCCCUGUUUCAUAUGUGUACAUAAUAAACAUGUAUUUUAAUCUCCCGAUGUCAUAUAAUAAAUAUGAUCGAUGAAGCUGA